AAUAAAAAAAAAAGAUUUCAUUUGCCGUUAAAAGCCUGGCUGCAGCUCCUCAGUUCAAUUCAUUCUCCACAAAUCAGUCGCUUUUCUCCUCUAAAGCCAACUCCAUUAUGGCCAAGAAAUUCGUUCAAUAUUCAGUUGUGGAUGCGUUCACGGAUUCACCUUUCAACGGCAACCCAGCUGCGGUUUGUUUGUUGGACGAAGAACGAAGCGACGACUGGUUACAAUCUGUAGCUCUCGAGUUCAAUAUCUCUGAAACCUGUUACUUGACUCGCCUUACUCACUCCGACUCCGACUCUGAUCACUCACCUCCCAGAUUUCGACUCAGAUGGUUCACUCCGGUCGCCGAGGUCGAACUUUGUGGUCAUGCAACUUUGGCAGCUGCCCACACUCUCUUUUCGAGAGGUUUGGUCAAAUCUAACGUGAUUGAAUUUGAAACUCUUUCUGGAAUUCUCACUGCCAAAAAGGUUCCGGAUUUGAAGGCAACCGGUGUCUCUAAUUCACAGAAUGGUGAAGCACUAGAGUGCUAUUUUAUUGAGUUGAAUUUUCCUACUGUUCCAACUGCUGACUUCAACUCUACUGAGGUUGAUUCAAUUUAUAAGGCCUUGAGUGUUUCUACAAUUAUUGAUAUGAAGAUAACAACUACCUCAGAAGAAAUCUUUGUGGUUCUUCCAUCAGCGAAAUCUGUAGUGGAAUUAGAGCCUCAGUUCGAUGACAUACAGAAGUGUCCUGGAACAGGAAUAAUUGUUUCAGGGCAAGCGCCAUCAGAAUCCGGAUUUGAUUUUUACAGCAGAUUCUUCUACCCAAAAGUUGGCAUCAAUGAGGAUCCUGUUUCCGGAAGUGCACAUUGUGCUUUGGCACCUUACUGGAGUCGAAAGCUGGGGAAGAAUGACUUGGUGGCAUAUGCGGCAUCGCCUAGAAGCGGCAUCAUGAACAUACAUGUAGACGAGAAGAGUCAGAGAGUUCUGCUACGAGGGAAAGCUGUCACCGUGAUGGAGGGCUCUCUGUUAGCUUAGAAUUUAAGAAAUUUCUGCAAUGGCCUGUAUCAAAUUCAAUAAAUGGAAACAACUAAGUAGAUGGAUGUUUACCAUUUUCUUAGCUCUGCUUCCCUCUUUAUCAUCUUGUUAUAACCUUGAUGAAAUGGAAGUGAUAAUUAAAUUCAGCGUGUGAAAA
Molecule: messenger RNA, 1170 nt
Organism: Mangifera indica (mango)
Lineage: Eukaryota; Viridiplantae; Streptophyta; Magnoliopsida; Sapindales; Anacardiaceae
Exons: 6
Coding region: 108-1013 (301 amino acids)
Biological process (GO): biosynthetic process
Cellular component (GO): cytoplasm
Molecular function (GO): isomerase activity
Source: RefSeq, a predicted model, not a curated record